Piliocolobus tephrosceles (Ugandan red Colobus) is the source of this 588-nucleotide messenger RNA. RefSeq names its product RD3 regulator of GUCY2D (gene RD3). Bases 1 to 588 code for a protein of 195 amino acids. Lineage: Eukaryota; Metazoa; Chordata; Mammalia; Primates; Cercopithecidae. The record is from RefSeq and is a predicted model, not a curated record. Gene Ontology annotation, biological process: retina development in camera-type eye. The transcript has 2 exons.
AUGUCUCUCAUCUCAUGGUUUCGGUGGAACGAGGCCCCAUCCCGACUGUCCUCCAGGAGCCCUGCUGAGAUGGUGCUGGAGACACUUAUGAUGGAGCUGACAGGGCAGAUGCGAGAGGCUGAGAAGCAGCAGCGGGAGCGCAGCACUGCAGUCAGGAAGGUCUGCACCGGUGUGGACUACAGCUGGUUGGCCAGCACACCCCGGCCCACCUAUGACCUCAGCCCCAGUGAGCGGCUGCAGCUGGAGGAUGUCUGCGUUAAGAUCCACCCAUCCUAUUGUGGGCCUGCCAUCCUCAGGUUCCGGCAGCUGCUGGCGGAGCAGGAGCCCGAGGUGCAGGAGGUGUCCCAGAUUUUCCGCUCGGUGCUGCAGGAGGUCCUGGAGAGGAUGAAGCAGGAAGAGGAGGCCCACAAGCUGACGCGCCAGUGGAGCCUGCGGCCCCGCGGCAGCCUGGCCACCUUCAAGACCCGCGCGCGCAUCUCCCCCUUCGCCAGCGACAUCAGGACCAUCUCCGAGGACGUGGAGCGGGACGUGCCGCCGCCACUGCGGUCCUGGAGCAUGCCCGAAUUCCGGGCGCCCAAAGCCAACUGA